AUGCAACCGACAAUUGUCUCAACACUGACCACACUAUAUGUGAUCCACGGGUGCCUUAAGACAAUCGCCGCACUCAACGACCGCAACGUCUUGUUCAGGGAAUCAGUGGACGGGUCGGUGGAGUCCGGGAACUACUCGUACUACUCGUACAACGGCGCCGACAAACUCCUACUGGUGCUGACCACCCAUUCCGGUGACGCAGACCUCUAUGUCUCGCAGUCGGACGCAUCGGGACGUGCGAUGAAACCGUUGUACGACUUCCCGGACCACGACCUCCAGAGUGUCACCUGUGGUGAGGAUGUGGUGCGAGUGGACGACAACUUCCGGCGACCCAUCGGUAUCGCAGUCUACGGCCACCCGAGCCAUGAGACGAGUCGAUACACUCUCGACGUGAUUGGCGUCCACUUCUUCGACGACUUGGACGCCACGGACGAUAACUACGUCUUCGCCACCGACGAUGAGCUCAUCUCUUAUGAGGAGUUCUUCGGCGAACAGUUCCGCGGUUUGGAUAAUAAAGUGCCAAAAAGUCGCCACAAAUCGGGCGACACUUCCGGUGCCCAGAAGGGGGCCAAAGAGGGCUCGGAUGCGGACAACGGGUCCGAGACCUGGGAUUUCGUGAUCAACCUGUUGGCCAACAUUCUCCACAUUCUUCUCGAAGCCAUCCUUUGA
This is a messenger RNA of Oppiella nova, 669 nucleotides long. The record is from the annotation of a GenBank genome assembly. NCBI's taxonomy places the organism in Eukaryota, Metazoa, Arthropoda, Arachnida, Sarcoptiformes, Oppiidae.